AUGCCUCCACGCCAUCAACAUAUAGUGGGGAUACACUACGCUCUGGGUCCCAAGAUUGGUGAAGGUUCCUUCGGUGUCAUAUUCGAAGGGGAGAAUCUAUUAAACAAGGACGCCAGAGAACCUGUUGCGAUUAAAUUUGAACCAAGAAACUCGGAUACUCCUCAAUUGAGAGACGAGUUCAGGGCAUACAGGAUACUGAACGACUGUCGUGGGAUACCGCAUGCGUAUUACUAUGGACAAGAAGGGAUGCAUAAUGUUUUGGUCAUCGACCUUUUGGGUCCCUCCUUAGAGGACCUCUUUGAAUGGUGUGGCCGUAAAUUCAGCGUGAAGACUACUUGUCUAUUGGCUAGACAAAUGAUUCAACGAGUGAGAACCAUCCAUGAACAUGAUUUGAUAUAUAGAGACAUCAAACCUGAUAAUUUCCUAGUGUCUGAAUUCCAAUUGAACCAUUCUUCCUCUACCUCAACGUCGUCGUCGUCUUCAUCUUCGUCGUCUUCACGUGCCCAGCGUUACGUCACACAGAGUGCUGAGGGAGAUCCAAACUUAAUAUAUAUGGUGGAUUUUGGGAUGGCGAAACAAUACCGAGACCCUAGAACUAAGCAACAUAUUCCAUAUCGAGAAAGAAAAUCAUUAAGUGGAACCGCUAGAUAUAUGUCAAUAAAUACACAUUUUGGUAGGGAGCAAUCGCGAAGAGAUGAUUUAGAGUCCCUAGGUCAUGUAUUUUUUUAUUUCUUAAGAGGUUCAUUACCAUGGCAGGGUUUAAAAGCACCAAACAAUAAAUUAAAAUAUGAAAAGAUUGGGUUAACAAAACAGAAAUUGGAUCCUAACGAUCUAUUGAUGAAUGGUGCUAUACCUGAACAAUUUGCUACAUAUUUAAAACAUGUAAGAUCAUUAAAGUUCGAAGAAGAACCAGAUUAUGAUUAUUUAAUAGGACUUAUUGACGAUGUAUUAACACAAUGGCAUUUGGAAGAUGAUAACCAUUAUGAUUGGAUGGAUCUAAACCAUGGUGAAGGUUGGAACAUUACGGUGAAUAAAAGAGCUAACUUACACGGAUAUGGUAAUGCUACGCCGCGAAACAAUAAUAACAAUCACAACAAUAAUAAUAACAACAACAACAACAAUAAUAAUACUCAUCAAGAGACAUCACAGCAUAAUGACACUACUAAAUUGAAUAGGAUAUCACAGACAAGCCGUUCAAAGAACAAUCAUAAUUCAAAUAGAAGAGCCGAAACACCAACAACAAGUAGACCUAUACGCCAUACAAACUAUGAUUCGAUGGGGACACAUUAUCACAAUGGGAAUCAAUCAAAUAGAUUGGAGAAUCAUCGUGACAAUUAUUAUCAUGAACAGCAACAGCGAGAAUGCAGUCCCGAUGAUAGCAUGUCAAUAGAUAAUCGUGAUGGAAACAUACUGACACGGUUGAUUACUGGAUUGUGUUGUUGUUGUUGUCGUUAG
This is a messenger RNA of Maudiozyma barnettii, 1455 nucleotides long. RefSeq names its product casein kinase YCK3 (gene YCK3). The transcript has a single exon. Bases 1 to 1455 code for a protein of 484 amino acids. The record is from RefSeq and is a predicted model, not a curated record. NCBI's taxonomy places the organism in Eukaryota, Fungi, Ascomycota, Saccharomycetes, Saccharomycetales, Saccharomycetaceae. Gene Ontology annotation, cellular component: cytoplasm; nucleus. Gene Ontology annotation, biological process: peptidyl-serine phosphorylation; endocytosis; signal transduction. Gene Ontology annotation, molecular function: ATP binding; protein serine/threonine kinase activity.